AUGCUGUUGAUGGAAGAGGAAAUGUUCGUGUUACAAAUGUGGUUCAAUGUUUCCCUUGAAACUCGAUGCCCCAAGAGAAUAUAUGAUGUGAAAAUAUAUGGAGCAACCUCCCUGAGAUACGCCGGCAGCCCCUUCAGCCUCAAUGACGAGACAUGGACAGUGUCCUCGGGCGAAUCUUUCCCUGGCCAUGAAGUGAUGGGAAAUGAAGACGCUGCCUCACUGGGACCGCUUGGUGAUGAUGUCUCUUCCAUAAUCAUUCUCGGCCAAAGCGCUUGGACAUUCUAUGACGGCAGAGACUUCCACGGGACCAACAGUGUCUGUCUGUAUCCGAAUUUCAAGUUUAAUGAUGACUCCGAAGAUCGCUCCCUGCAUGUGGGCCUCUACCCGACGCCCAGUCACUUCCAGAUCAGCGACAACAACAUCGAAUCGGUGCGGAAGGGAUGCUGGUCCAAGAACGUGGUGCUCGGGCAGACCGUCAGCGCCAACUUCAGCUCCUCCAGCGGCGCUUGGGGAACCCUCCAGGGCUAAAAGGUGCCGUCACACUAGCA
Molecule: messenger RNA, 548 nt
Organism: Penaeus vannamei (Pacific white shrimp)
Lineage: Eukaryota; Metazoa; Arthropoda; Malacostraca; Decapoda; Penaeidae
Source: RefSeq, a predicted model, not a curated record